Hydra vulgaris (swiftwater hydra) is the source of this 612-nucleotide messenger RNA. RefSeq lists its product as uncharacterized. NCBI's taxonomy places the organism in Eukaryota, Metazoa, Cnidaria, Hydrozoa, Anthoathecata, Hydridae. Gene Ontology annotation, biological process: telomere maintenance; DNA repair; DNA replication. Gene Ontology annotation, molecular function: DNA helicase activity. Gene Ontology annotation, cellular component: replication fork. The record is from RefSeq and is a predicted model, not a curated record.
AUGGGUGGAGACUUUAGACAAAUACUUCCAGUUGUAAAGAGAGGUCUACCAGCUGAAGUUGUAGAAUCAUGUACAAAAUGUUCUGAACAUUGGCAGUAUGUGCAAAGUGGAACUUUACCUGUCAAGCCUGAAGAUCCUUUGCGAGGGUGUAUUCAGUGCAGUGCUUUUGUAAAUAAUAACGAAUCUAUUGUCGAAAAGAUUUUUGAUGGCGCAGAGGAAGCUGAUUAUGCUUACCGUGCUAUUUUACCAUCAACAAAUGUUGAUUCAUUAGCAAUAAAUGAAAAAGUCUUUGAUCGUUUACCUGGUGAUACUAAAAUUUACUUAAGUUUAAAUAGCAUUGAAACUGGUGAUCAUAAUGAAAUAUAUUAUUUUCCAGUCCAGUUUUUAAACAGAUUGACUGGAUCAGGUAUGCCUGUUCAUUGCCUAAAAUUGAAAAUUAGUGCUGUUAUAAUUCAACUUAGAAAUUUAGAUCUUAAAGGUGGACUUUGUAAUGGAACACGUUUGAUGGUACCGGCACUGCACAACAAUUAUAUUGAUGGGGAGGUUCUAACAGGGGUAGCAGCUGGAAACAAGAUCUUUGUUCUUCGAGUUCAUUUAGCUCUAUCGGAAUAA